Paraphaeosphaeria sporulosa is the source of this 1215-nucleotide messenger RNA. RefSeq names its product GroES-like protein. NCBI's taxonomy places the organism in Eukaryota, Fungi, Ascomycota, Dothideomycetes, Pleosporales, Didymosphaeriaceae. The transcript is spliced from 6 exons. The coding region runs from base 134 to 1195 and encodes 353 amino acids. Gene Ontology annotation, molecular function: oxidoreductase activity; zinc ion binding. The record is from RefSeq and is a predicted model, not a curated record.
GGCGGGGUGGAGCUCAGCUCUGCCGGUACCUAGCACAGCAACACGCCUACUCUAUCAAUUGCUGCCUUCUGGCUGUUCGUGUCCUUCAGAAUUGUCACUUGACCCACCAAUCGGCAGAGUAUCACAGGCCAACAUGGCAACAAUGAAGGCCGUAGUCUUCAAAGGGCCGCAUAAGGUCGUCAUCGAAGACCGCCCUGUUCCGGCAAUCAAAGACCAGACGGACAUAAUUGUGAAAGUGGACAAGACGGCAUUAUGCGGCAGUGAAUUGCAUGUCUAUCGCGGACAUCAACCAUCAGGCACAGACUUCAUCAUGGGUCACGAGUUCACAGGUCUCGUAGAAGAGGUGGGCUCGGAGGUCAAGAAUUUCAAAAAGGGUGACCGCGUUGUCACCCCCUUUACGGUAUCCUGCGGAGAGUGCUUUUACUGCACGCGCGGCUUCUCAUCCCGCUGCGCUAAAGGCCAGCUUUUCGGAUCUGUAGGCCUGGAUGGCGGCCAAGCGGAAUACGCACGCAUCCCUCUAGCCGACAGCACUGCUGUCAAAGCACCGGAAGGCAUCAAAGACGAAGCGUUGGUGCUCAUGGCAGACAUCUUCCCCACUGGUUGGUUUGCUGUGGACAAUGCAUUCAAAAUGAUUCCCAAGGAGGACAUCAGCAACAGCACCGUCGUUCUGAUCGGGUGCGGCCCAGUGGCACUCUGCGCCCUUGUCAACCUGGUGGACUACAAGCCAAAGAACAUCCUUGCGGUUGACUCGAUCCAAUCACGUCUAGACCUGGCGAAGAGCUUAGGAGCCGAGCCCUGGAACUUCCAGACUGAUCGAGAAGGGCUGGACAAGCGGGUCAAGGAGCUCACUGAAGGCAGAGGCGCGGAUGCUGUAGUGGAAGUAGUCGGCCUGUCGCCCGCUCUCAAGAUGGGCUACGAAUUGCUGCGACCGUGGGGCGUGCUCUCUUCUGUUGGUGUACACAACGGGGAGAUUCCUUGGACGGGCAACCAAGCAUACAACAAGAAUCUGCGCGUGCAGAUGGGCCGCUGCCCGGUCCGCAGCGUGUUCCCAAAGGCACUGGAGUCACUGAAGAAGCAUCAGGACAAGUUAGGGUUCAUGGCGGACAAGAUCAUGCCGCUCUCGCAGGCCGUCGAGGGAUACGACCUCUUCGACAAGAUGCAGGCGCAGAAGGUGGUGUUUGAGGCGCAGAAGUAACCAAUGACGGAUGCGGAGGA